GCAGUGUGUGGCCGAUGGCGGAGGGAUACGUGCUUAUAAAGGGGAGAGGCUUUCACUCGCACCUCUAGCACUCUGUAGAGUUGCGUGAGUUGGUCAGAUUGGCUUUAGCUGCUUUGUGGAAAUACCAGGAGUAAACCUCAUCCCGAGACCGCCAUGGCUGAUCAACUGACAGAAGAACAGAUUGCUGAAUUUAAGGAGGCUUUCUCAUUGUUUGACAAAGAUGGUGAUGGUACCAUCACAACUAAAGAACUUGGGACAGUUAUGCGAUCUCUUGGUCAGAACCCAACAGAGGCUGAGCUUCAAGAUAUGAUCAAUGAAGUAGAUGCUGAUGGCAAUGGAACAAUUGACUUUCCAGAAUUCCUUACCAUGAUGGCAAGAAAAAUGAAAGAUACAGAUAGUGAGGAGGAAAUUCGUGAGGCAUUCAGAGUCUUUGACAAGGAUGGCAAUGGUUACAUAAGUGCAGCAGAGCUCCGCCAUGUAAUGACUAAUCUAGGAGAAAAAUUAACAGAUGAAGAAGUAGAUGAAAUGAUCAGGGAAGCAGAUAUAGAUGGUGAUGGCCAAGUCAACUACGAAGAAUUCGUACAGAUGAUGACUGCAAAAUGAAGUCUCCUCACCUUUUUCCCCUCUAGAAGAAUCAAAUUGAAUCUUUUACUUACCUCUUGCAAAAAUGUUCAUUUACUCAUUCUGUUUCUGUAUAGCAAAACUGAAUGUCAAGAAAUACCUUAUGUCCACAAAAAUCUGCAUGUAAUGGUUGGUGGUCCUGUUCCCAAAAGAAUCAGUCUAAACAUCAGUUUUACAGUAUAUAAAUACUUGUACUACCUUAAACAACAAGGAAGCACUUAGUGGACUCCUUACGUUCCAUUUGCUAAUGAUUACUCCACUGUUUGGGCUGGCCAGUUUUACAUGCAUGCAGCUUGACAAUUGAGCACAGUCAGAUCUUUGUAUUUAAAACAGAUAAAAAAAAACAAAAAAAAAAAACAACUCAACCCCCACUAUCUUUGGUGGAGUGUGUUUCAAUUUGUAGUUUAAAUUGUCAUAGCUGGUUUACUUUAAAAUUGGUUUAUACCUCAGAAUGGUAUGCAGCAAAAUGGCUGAAGGAUGCAAAUUGUGAGGAAAGCCCCUGAUCGUUGAAGGGUUCUUUUGUACUUGGUGUGCUCCCAAUAUCUUAACUCUGGAUGGCAUGUCUGUUCUAAUAUUGGUUUAACAUUGUUUGCAUUGCACUAAAGUGAAACGGGUGUCAGGCUGUUACCGUUCACAAAAUUAAGAAUCCUUCACCAAGCAGAGCAUUUUGUUUGGACUCGUUUUAAAAUCUUCUGUACCUGACUUGGAGCCGGCAGAGUAACCUAUACCUAUAUAGGACUUCAGCACAACGAUCAACAUGGCUGUUCAAGAAAUGUCAAUGUCCAUUCCAAGUUGUAAAUUCUAGGGGUUUUUUUUUUUUUUUCAAUAAAAGACCAUUGUAAUUUUUUUGUUGUAAAACUAAUUUAUUCAUCCAUGUACAGUUUUAUUUGGUUUCGCUAGCUGAAGAUACUACCUAGUUGUAUCUGUAAUGUUGUCUUCCUCCUUCUAUAUCUUCACUUUAUUUAGCAUUGAUACCUUGGUUGUAAUCUUAGAGAAGGCUGUUCUCGUGUGUACAUUUUUUGCUGAUGGGCAGGUUUCUGAUGCUGCAGUAUGUGCAGAUAACUGUUACACCAUCGGCAGAGAUUAUGCUGUAAAUAGCCAUGUUUAGUUCUUCCGAAUGCUUCGGUUUUUUUUUGCGAUGUGUCUGAAUAUCACUUAAUGUUUGCAUCAAUCUAUGCUUUUGACUUCUGUGAUAUUUUUUUUAAGGUUGUAGGCACUGCACAUAAACCUUUUUUGCAUGCACAAACCAGUACAGUAUAUUCUAGCUGUAAAAUGAACUUGUUUUGAGGAAUAAAAGUGUGAAUCCUAGGUAUUAACCUGUUAAA
This is a messenger RNA of Xenopus laevis (African clawed frog), 1946 nucleotides long. It is a transcript of the gene calm1.L, whose product is annotated as calmodulin-1. The coding region runs from base 154 to 603 and encodes 149 amino acids. NCBI's taxonomy places the organism in Eukaryota, Metazoa, Chordata, Amphibia, Anura, Pipidae. The record is from RefSeq and is a predicted model, not a curated record. The transcript is spliced from 6 exons.